AUGGCUGACCCACCUCCUCCAUGCCGACACUUCACCAGGGGCCACUGUCGACUCGGUGACGCGUGUCGUUUCACCCACGACCCAUCCGUCGGUGUGCGAGCUCGAUCGACGACGAAGAGCGGUCGGAGCGGUCGCGGUGGCGUCGACCCGAGAAAAAAAGUGCAACUCUUCACAGACUUUCUGAGAGAAACAUUCGAUGAUUUACGCGACGCGCGCGUGCUCGACGUCGCCGGGGGCAAGGGUGCGCUCGCGUUCGAUGUGUGUAAUCGAACGUCGGCGACGGGCGUGACGGUGAUCGAUCCGAGACCGAUGAAGCGGGACGCGCUGCGCGCGCGCUGGACUCGAUGGCUCGCGAGCCGAACAGAGGUGGAAAAGCGAGACGGUGCGGCGGUUACGGUGCGCGAGCCGGAACACUUGAGAGUGUAUUGGACGAGAGAGGUGUGGGAGGGACGAGAGCGGGCGGUGCGCGCGUCUUGGGAAUUGGCGAGGUCGAGUCGGUGGUGCGUGAGCGGUUUGGUCGCCGACUCCGGCGAUGGAAAGUACGAGGACGGAGCGAAAAGUGCGCGCGUCAGGGUCAGUGAGGCUGGCAUCGAAGCGCCGAUGGACGCGUUGGAUGCGAAUGAGGACGCGGAGAGCGACGCGACGUUCGAGGAGACGUUCGAGGCGCUCGAUGAGGCGAUUAAAAAGUGUACGCACGUCGUCGCCAUGCACCCAGACCAAGCCACGGACGCCGCGGUGGACUUCGCCCUAGAGCGUGGACUCCCGUUCGCCGUCGUGCCGUGCUGCGUCUAUUCCAAAGAGUUUUCCACUCGUCGUCUUCGAUCCGGCGAGCGCGUGUCCACGCACGAUCAACUCGUGACGUACUUGGCGGAAAAAGCCGGCAUCGCCGACGUGCGCGUCGCCGAGCUCCCAUUCCGAGGUAAAAAUCGAGUCGUCUACUCCCUCGGCCGCGUUCGCUCGUCGUGCGCCCCGAUAGAAAAUUAG
Molecule: messenger RNA, 984 nt
Organism: Ostreococcus tauri
Lineage: Eukaryota; Viridiplantae; Chlorophyta; Mamiellophyceae; Mamiellales; Bathycoccaceae
Product: Putative E3 ubiquitin-protein ligase,makorin-related
Exons: 1
Coding region: 1-984 (327 amino acids)
Molecular function (GO): metal ion binding
Source: RefSeq, a predicted model, not a curated record